Molecule: messenger RNA, 3369 nt
Organism: Corticium candelabrum
Lineage: Eukaryota; Metazoa; Porifera; Homoscleromorpha; Homosclerophorida; Plakinidae
Product: complement C2-like
Exons: 9
Coding region: 1-3240 (1079 amino acids)
Biological process (GO): proteolysis
Molecular function (GO): serine-type endopeptidase activity
Source: RefSeq, a predicted model, not a curated record
AUGUCACGUGAAGCGUUGAUUCUCCUUUGCGUCGUUGCGUCUCUUCAGAGACUUGCAGUAGCACAAUAUCUGAAUUGCGACGACAGAACGCAGUGCACGUCGUGCGAAUGUUCCCGUACUAGUUCCUGUGGAGGAACACUCGUGUUCAGUACUACUACUACGUCUUUUCAGCUUCCUACAGUUGGAAGCAGAGCGUGUAACAACUGUACGUGGGUGUUGACGGUUCCUCGGGGGAAGAGAGUCCUACUCACCUUCAAAGAUUUUGAUCUCGGAGAAGGAGAUCAAUUGAGAAUAUUCGACGGACCUGAUUCUUCCUCUCGUCUCAUUGUCAAGUACUCAGAGGGAGACGAAGCAACGGAACUAAUAUCAUCCGGGAGCCAAAUGACUCUUCGUCUAAUGACCGACUCGUGUGGCCCGGAUACGAAGUUGUCAGCAUCAUUUCGUCCAACAGAUUGUGGACAGCUAGUCUGGUUGUACCCUACUAGUAGUAAAUCCAACAAAAAGAAAAAGACAAUUACCUCUCCGAAUUUCCCUAGACCGUACCCCAAAAACCUCUAUUGCUUGUGGACGUUCGUUAGCGCUGAAGCGUCGUUGUUCUCGACAAAUAUGGAAGUUACAUCCUUCAAAACAAGCGAUGCAAAGGACAAGCUGAGGAUUCAAUCUCUUGACAACAAAGGAAGUGUACAAUCAUUUUCUGGGCCCCGUCGCCUCAAACCUCGACAAGCAAUCGUGCGACUACGAAAUGUCCCCGGGAUAAGCGUACGUUUUACUACAGAUGACAAAAAGAAGGCUGGCAAAGGAUUUGAAUUAACUGUCACAUCAAUGUCUUCGGAUACUGCCUGCGCACGCGCAAAAUCUUUAAAGAACAGCAAACGGACAAUCAUAAAUUACGGAAAGAAAGCCAAAUACACUUGUUGCAAAGGAUUUGCGCUUGAUGGUGACAACACAAAUGUAUGUAAUGGUGGAAGAUGGUCUGCUGCGUCUCCGCUGUCAUGCAAACCUGUGAAUUCGUGCAAAUUGCCACACAACAUGAAGGUCAUGGAAGACAACCAGUCCGUAGGGUUGGGCGCUACCGUCAAGAUUGGCUGCACUGACGGAAAGUACUUAUCAAAUAACCGUGAUUCACUUUCUGUUCGUUGUGACUGCAAUGGUCGCUUGGGUAUGCCUGAUAACCCUCCUGUUUGCGAAGAGAGGUUCUGCAAAACGCCUCCUGGCGCUCCAAGUCCCAAUGGUUUGACGGAUGUCACCAAGGAUCCCGCUUAUCGAUUUCCGGUUGGAUACAUUGUCAACUAUACAUGCCCCCAAGGAUAUGGACUCGAUGGUAUCCCUUAUAGAGUCUGUACCUCUCGCGGUUCGUGGGAACCAAAGACUAAAAUACACAAAUGUGAAGCCGGCUAUCUGGCCUGUUCCGAUCCCGGGACUCCAAAAAAUGGCUUUCGUAACGUCAAUUCUUUUGGCAACGAACGCUACGCAGCAUUUGCAUGCAAUCCAGGUUAUAACAUGAAGGGAAGUUACGAGCGUUAUUGCCGCACGAAUAAUACUAACAAUACUUUCUGGGAUGGAGAGCCACCUGUUUGCCUAAGCAAGUUUAAGAACACCGCGCAACUGGCUGUUCAGUUGAAAGAAAGCUUCGUUGAUCGAACUCUUGGUUGCGAUAAGAAGUCGGCCAAUCCAACCCCAACUCCUACUCUCAGCGCACCCUCUACUACUCCCAGCGCGCCCUCUACUACUCCCAGCACGCCCCCUAUUAUUGAUUCUCAGCCUGUCUGCCCUCGAGGUCGCACUGUGAUCGUCGGGGAGGGUUGUAUUGACCUUAUCUACAUCGUUGACUGCUCCAAAAGCGUUGGGAAUGUGAAUUUCAACCACAGCCUUGAAUUUGUUGGCCGCUCUGCGUCGUUGUUUGACAUUGAGGGUGGCGUUGCUAGAGUAGAACUCAUUACAUAUGAUCACAAGGUUUACCCACAGUUCAAGCUCGGACAGAAAACGUCGAGAAAGGAAGUAAUCGAAGCGAUAAGAGCGGCUCAAUUCAAAGGAGGCAACACCGCCACCGGAAGAGUUUUGAAGUAUGCUCGCGAAGUAGUCGCUAAUGAAACAAGAGCAAACUGUCGCAAGGCCGUCUUUUUGUUUUCCGACGGAGGCAACAAUUGGGGCGGCGACGACAACCCGGAAGCGAACAUGCUGAAAAAAAUAAAGAAUGUUGAGAUCUACACAGUAGCAUUUGGAGUGGAAGAGAACGGCAUCAAUAUAGAUAGCUUGAGAAAUCUGGCAUCGAGACCGGAUUAUUUCUUUGAAGUGAGCACGGUGGAAAACAUUCGAGAAGCAUUUGAUAAAGCGUUUCACGUUAAAGUUGAUUACUGUACCGAGUGCGGACGCAGUUUUACACCAAAUUGCAGAGAGAUGCAUGGAGCUAACUGCGACGCUGAAGGCGGUGCAUGGCCGUGGAUGGUUGGGAUAUACAAAAUGAAUAGAGGCAACCCAGAAUUGCUUUGCGGUGGAGCUAUUAUCGGUGAAUGUUGGGUCCUGACGGCGGCACACUGCUUUGAGGGUAACAAUUUCAACAAAUCGAAUCUACGAGUAGUCGUCGGGGACACAGAGAGGUUUGUCCAAGAGUUCAGUGAAGAAGCGUUUUAUGUCGAGCAAGUAUUAAUACAUCCCGAAUUCGACAGAAAGAACGGAAUGGGUUCAUACAACAAAGACAUAGCACUGCUUAAACUUUCUUGCAACGUCACUUGUUCGCCUCGUGUAAGCAAGGCUUGCCUUCCAAAAGCCAGUGACUCGAUCUAUUACCAAGCUGGUACAAGAUGUAUAGUUACCGGAUGGGGAGCUACAAAGAGGGUGGCGUUAGCGGAGGACGCUGGGCCAAAAUCGACUCAGUUAAAAGAGCUACACUUGCCAAUAACUAACCAAGACAAGUGCAGACAAAGUAUGAUCGAAGAGUUUAGAAAGGACGUCACGGAAUUUACUGUCUGUGCCGGCGACGGAACGGGAAGGAAUGACACUUGCCAAGGAGACUCCGGCGGUGCGCUCUUUUGCAAACGCAACGACCAGGACAGCUAUGUUAUCGUUGGGAUCGUCAGUUGGGGAGAAGGUUGCAAACAACCCAAGAAGUAUGGUGUCUACACACACGUGCUCAAACUUAUCGACUGGGUGUAUAGAGAGAUGUCGACGCGACCGUGCGAGAGACCAAGAGAUCCCGAUGAAGAAGAAAAAAUUUGUCCCAAACCAAAAACCAUAGUGUAAUCAUUGCUGUGAUUUUUUGCUAGCACAGACGAGCAUACGACAGGAUUUGUAAAGGACAGCUAAAUAGAAUUUGCUUAAUUUGUAGUAGCGUUUCUGAUCAUUGAAUAGAACAUAUACAAAAGGUUUAUU